UCGCGACUUCAACUUAACGGGGAGGAAACAAAAAACAAAAACAAACCGACAAUAGGGCAACGCCUGUCACGGAAACAAACGACAAUGCUGUGGCUACGGAAACUAGCACCCACCAUAACACAAGGAACAAGGAGUCACGACGCCCAUCUACGCAUCAACCUUCAACAAGUUCUAUAGAUGUCGAACAAAUUGGAGAAAUAGUUGACACAUUGUCAACCAAACUGGAGGCUAUGGUUGAUAAAAAAAUUCAAUACAUUUUGGGGAAAGACACAAAUGUUUCUCAAAAUGCGCCUGUACUGGAAUUGCCACAGCCCGAGAUGCCUAAUUCAACUUCUAACUCUGACCAUCAACACGGUCAUAUAGAUAGACAAGUUCAAGCAGCUGGCACCAUUCAGCAAGCCAAAUCCAACAAAAAUAAGCCCACAGCUUCAACCACAGACAUUUUGCAAGGGGUUGAAAAUUUGUUGAAUGCUUCUCUUGCUCCAUCCACCUUAGAAACGUACAAAAGAAGUUGGACUCUUUUUCAAACAUUUAGCAAUUCAUACUUUGAAGCUCCUUUAUCACUUCCCAUAUCUGUCUCAGUUAUAGCCUUAUUUGUGGGUUUUCUACACCAAAAAGCAAUGUCUUCAAAGUCUAUUUGUACCUACCUUUCAGGCAUUAGCUAUGUCCAUAAGCUUUCGGGAGAAUAUGACCCCACUAAACACUUUUUGAUAUCUACACUGAUCAAAGGUACCCAACGUUUGUCUCCGUCUUAUGACCUCCGACUACCAAUUACUACUACAAUUUUGGACAAGCUGCUAGCAGCUUUAAAAAUUACAAGUCAAUCCUACUUCCAUGAGAAACUGUUCUCAGCCAUGUUUCUCUUUGCAUUUAACGCAUUUGCAAGAUGCAGUGAAAUCACAAAGUGCAAACCAUCCACAGAGCCAUUUAUUUUAAAAUUAUCAGAUAUGAAUUUUAUUUCAGAAGCAGGUCAAUCAUUUGUGUCAGUAACAUACCGCUUCUACAAACAUAACUGCGGUAAACCUCACACAAUCACCUUUUCACAUGGUCAUGCAAAGACAUCUGCUAUUACAGCGAUGCAUGACUACAUUGCACUUCGAGGUCAAUCCCCAGGCCCCCUAUUUUCAUUACCCUCUGGUCAACCAGUACCCAGGAAAUUAUUUGACAAACAGCUCAAAUCAACUUUAAGUUUUUGUGGCAUAAAUAGUGAUAGGUAUAAAUCACAUAGUUUUAGAAUAGGUAAAGCCACUGAUUGUGCUCAACGAGGUUAUUCUGACGCAAAAAUACGUUUUUUAGGAAGAUGGAAUAGUAACGCUUUCCGCAAAUACAUAAGAGUAACAGAGUGUUGAAAAAACAACCGAAUAUAUAUUUUCCGGUUGUAUUAUGACCUUCGCCCAGAAUUACCAGUUACCUUAUUAACAUGAAUAAUUCUAUCGGCUAUACAUAUAUGGCCCUAUCAAACCAUUAAUGAAAGCUACUUGCAGGGGCUAGUAGCUAAUAAAAAACUUUUCUUAGCAGUAUCUAUAAUAUUCAUAUACGGCUACCUGCAGGGGCUGGUAGCCUAUAUGAAUGAUUUUAUAUGUAAUAAUUUCUAUAAUUAGCGCCAUACUUCGUGAUUUAUUAAGCUACUUGCAGGGGCUAGUAGUUUAUGAUGAAGUUAUUCUUAUAUCAUAAAUGUAGAUAAAUAAAUUUUUAUUUUUGUGCUGCUUGCAGAUGAUAUUUCAUAAUCUAUGUACAAAUGUUUGUAACGAAAAUAUUCUAGUCAUUUACAUACUGGUAGUCUAUAAUGGUAAUAUUAAAAGAUGAUAUAGGUCAUUAUUUCCAUACAUUGCGAGUUUGUUGAUUCAUUCUAAAGCUACUUGCAGGGGCUAGUAGCAUACACGAAUGUACUCUAUAUAUCAUACAUGUAAAUAUUCGUUUUGCAGCUGCUUGCAGUUGAUAUUUCUCAAAACUAUGUAGAAAUGUUUGUUAUAGAAAUAUUCUAGUAUUUUAUGUUCACAGACUUGUAGUCUAUAAUGAUAAUAUUAAAGGGUUAUUUAUGGCAUAAAGUUUUAUACAUAACUCGUCAUUUGGUGAUCCAUUCUUAAGCUACUUGCAGGGGCUAGUACCUUAUAACGAAUGCACUAUAUAUAUCAUACAUAUGUUAAAUCAUAUAUUGGAGCUUCUAGCAGUGGAUAUUUUUCAAAGCUUACAAAAUAUUUGUGAUGACAAUAUUCAAGUCUUUUGCAAUUACGGAUACAUAAAU
Molecule: messenger RNA, 2245 nt
Organism: Ruditapes philippinarum (Manila clam)
Lineage: Eukaryota; Metazoa; Mollusca; Bivalvia; Venerida; Veneridae
Exons: 2
Coding region: 231-1349 (372 amino acids)
Biological process (GO): DNA recombination; DNA integration
Molecular function (GO): DNA binding
Source: RefSeq, a predicted model, not a curated record